Messenger RNA from Stegastes partitus (bicolor damselfish), 787 nucleotides. It is a transcript of the gene cfhl4, whose product is annotated as complement factor H like 4. The record is from RefSeq and is a predicted model, not a curated record. Gene Ontology annotation, molecular function: complement component C3b binding. Lineage: Eukaryota; Metazoa; Chordata; Actinopteri; Pomacentridae. The transcript has 5 exons. The annotation marks the transcript as partial. Gene Ontology annotation, biological process: complement activation.
AUGAGACUGUCUGUAAUCCUCCUGUUUCUCCAGUUGUGGGGGAACGUGGAACUUUCUUUGUCACAAAAUGCAUGUUCAAAGCUCCCCGAUGUUCCUCAUGCUCAUGUGUCACAAGAAACCAAAAAAGCUGAGUACCAGGAAGGAGACGUGGUUCAUUUCCCCUGUGAGCCUGGUUAUAUAUCAGAUCACACUUCAAAAUAUGUCUGCACAAGUGAAGGCUGGCUAGUCAUCCGUCGGGGAAUGUGCUACUCAUGUUCAAAGCUUCCAGAUGUUCCUCACGGCCGUGUGACAGAAGAGACCAGAAAAGCUCAUUAUCAAGAAGGAGACAUGAUACAUUUCACAUGUGAACCUGGUUAUACAUCAGAUCUGACCAUCAAAUACAUAUGUGCGAGUGAGGGCUGGCUGGCAGUCCGACAGGGAUUGUGUUACUACUCUUGUCAAGUUGGCGAGAUGCCCCCUGAUCUCUAUGUAGCUGGAUUACCGCCAUCAAACAAAACAAUAAAAAAUGGACAUAAAUUACGGUUUCUCUGCGGCAAUGACUUUAAACUGGAUGGGUCUGAAGAAAUUGAGUGUUUAGAAACUGGAGAGUGGAGUGCCCCCUUCCCAACCUGCUCUGCCUACUGUGACAAGCUCAGCAAUGAGAAGCUGUCAAUGAACUUCACCUCGGAUAAAGACAGAUACAUGAAUGGAGACGUGAUCGAGUAUCAGUGUGUCAUACCUGAUGCAGCAGCUGAAGGCACUGCAACAUGUACCGAUGGCAAGUGGAUCAAAACAGUAGAGUGCAAAG